Molecule: messenger RNA, 4870 nt
Organism: Oncorhynchus masou masou (cherry salmon)
Lineage: Eukaryota; Metazoa; Chordata; Actinopteri; Salmoniformes; Salmonidae
Product: zinc finger protein 135-like
Biological process (GO): regulation of transcription by RNA polymerase II
Cellular component (GO): nucleus
Molecular function (GO): DNA-binding transcription factor activity, RNA polymerase II-specific; RNA polymerase II cis-regulatory region sequence-specific DNA binding
Source: RefSeq, a predicted model, not a curated record
ACCAACGUAUUGCUUUGCUAGCGAACAUAAAGUUGAGUCUUUGAAGCUCUUUAGACCAAUCGUGUGUAUAUUACUCUUAGUGUUUUGAAUAUAAUUAUGUUUACCCAUCUACUAGUUCAUUUUAACGUCAUUUGCUCGUUAAAUUAGCAAAUGUGUUACUAAAUUGAUACUGCAUUAGGCUAAUCGACCGGAGCAUGAGCUCACAAAGCUCGACCGAGAAAGAAGCUCUGGUGAAAGGAGAGGAAGAAGCUUUCAGGAUGAAAAGGGAGGAAGAGGACGCUAUCACAUUGAAAGAAGAAGAGGAUGAUAUUACAGUGAAAGAGGAAGAUGGGAAAGAUGUUGUCAAAGUGGAAGGGGAGGAGGUAGAAGCUUUCAGAAUCAAAAACGAGGAAGAUGCCAUAACAUUGAAAGAAGAGGAAGAACCUUUUAGAGUAAAAGAGGAAGAGGAGGCUAUUUCAAUAAAAUUGGAGGAAGACGUUUUGGGAGUGAAAGCGGAGGAGGCUGAAGAUCAGACUACCACCAGAGAGAGACGUGACUAUCGUGGAUCCUCUGGGGAGCAUCAACAACAUCCUGAUGCUGACGAGGCAGAGAAGAGUCUCUCCAGAUCAGAACACCAGAUGGACAACGCUAGCCCUUCCUCCCUCCUGGAGUCCCCGUGUCGUACCUCUCCCAGUAGCGCCUUACUGCUGGGUAUGAAGAGGUUGUCUGUGCUGCUGGUGGACUGCAGGAAAACAACGGGGCUGAGUGGAACUGUGAGAGGUGGAGAAGAGAUGAAAGGAUCAGAUUUAACUCAUCAAAGAGAAAGACCAGACUCAGAGGAACCAGAGCCAGGGACGUCCAAACCAGCAAGACGACACCAGUGCUCCCAGUGUGGAAAGGGUUUUAACGAUUUAGGGAACCUGAAACGACAUGAGAGAAUACACACAGGGGAGAAGCCUUACCACUGCUCCCAGUGUGGAAAGAGUUUUAACAAUUUAGGGAACUUGAUACAGCAUGAGAGAAUACACACAGGGAAGAAACCUUACCACUGCUCCCAGUGUGGAAAGAGUUUUAAUGUUUCAGGGAACCUGAUACAGCAUGAGAGAAUACACACAGGGGAGAAGCCUUACCACUGCUCCCAGUGUGGAAAUAGUUUUAAUGUUUCAGGGAACCUGAUAAAGCAUGAGAGAAUACACACAGGGGAGAAGCCUUACCGCUGCUCCCAGUGUGGGAAGAUGUUUAACCGGAAAGAACACCUGAAAGCUCAUGAGAGAAUACACACAGGGGAGAAGCCUUAUGACUGCUCCCAGUGUGGAAAGAGUUUUACCGUUUUAGGGAACCUGAUAAAGCAUGAGAGAAUACACACAGGGGAGAAGCCUUACCGCUGCUCCCAGUGUGGGAAGAUGUUUAACCAGAAAGAACACCUGAAAGCUCAUGAGAGAAUACACACAGGGGAGAAGCCUUACGACUGCUCUCAGUGUGGAAAGAGUUUUACAGCUUUAGGGAACCUGGUAAUGCAUGAGAGAAUACACACAGGGGAGAAGCCUUACCGCUGCUCCCAGUGUGGCAAGUGUUUUAACCAGUUAGGGAGCCUGAAACAACAUGAGAGAAUACACACAGGGGAGAAGCCUUACGACUGCUCCCAGUGUGGAAAGAGUUUUACCGCUUAUGGGAACCUGAUAAAGCAUGAGAGAAUACACACAGGGGAGAAGCCUUACCGCUGCUCCCAGUGUGGCAAGUGUUUUAACCAGUUUGGGAGCCUGAAACAACAUGAGAGAAUACACACAGGGGAGAAGCCUUACCACUGCUCCCAGUGCGGAAGGAGUUUUAACCGGAAAAACAGACUGAACCAACACGAUAAAAUACACAGAGGGAAGAUGCAUUACCACUCCUCCCAGGGUGCAAAGCUUUUGCCAAUGCUAAUCAACCGGAGCAUGAGCUCACAAAGCUCGACCGAGAAAGAAGCUCUGGUGAAAGGAGAGGAAGAAGCUUUCAGGAUGAAAAGGGAGGAAGAGGACGCUAUCACAUUGAAAGAAGAAGAGGAUGAUAUUACAGUGAAAGAGGAAGAUGGGAAAGAGGUUGUGGAAGAGGAGGAGGUAGAAGCUUUCAGAAUCAAAAAGCAGGAAGAUGCCAUAACAUUGAAAGAAGAGAAUGUAGUGAAAGAAGAGGAAGAACCUUUUAGGGUAAAAGAGGAAGAGGAGGCUAUCUCAAUAAAAAAGGAGGAAGACGUUUUGGGAGUGAAAGCGGAGGAGGCUGAAGAUCAGACUACCACCAGAGAGAGACGUGACUAUCGUGGAUCCUCUGGGGAGCAUCAACAACAUCCUGAUGCUGACGAGGAAGAGAAGAGUCUCUCCAGAUCAGAACACCAGAUGGACAACGCUAGCCCUUCCUCCCUCCUGGAGUCCCCGUGUCGUACCUCUCCCAGUAGCGCCUUACUGCUGGGUAUGAAGAGGUUGUCUGUGCUGCUGGUGGACUGCAGGAAAACAACGGGGCUGAGUGGAACUGUGAGAGGUGGAGAAGAGAUGAAAGGAUCAGAUUUAACUCAUCAAAGAGAAAGACCAGAUUCAGAGGAACCAGAGCCAGGGACGUCCAAACCAGCAAGACGACACCAGUGCUCCCACUGUGGAAAGGGUUGUAACCGGUUAUGGGACCUGAAACAACAUGAGAAAAUACACACAGGGGAGAAGCCUUAUGACUGCUUCCAGUGUGGAAAGAGUUUUAAAGAUUUAGGGAACCUGAAACGACAUGAGAGAAUUCAUACAGGGGAGAAGCCUUAUCACUGCUCCCAGUGUGGCAAGUUUUUCAACCAGUCCGGGGAGCUGAAACGGCACGAGAGAAUUCACACAGGGGAGAAGCCUUACCACUGCUCCCAGUGUGGUAAGUGUUUCAACCAGUCAGGGGAGCUGAAACGGCAUGAGAGAAUUCACACAGGGGAGAAGCCUUACCACUGCUCCCAGUGUGGAAAUAGUUUUAACCUUUUAGGGAACCUGAUACGGCAUGAGAGAAUACACACAGGGGAGAAGCCUUUCUACUGCUCCCAGUGUGGAAAGUGUUUCAACUGGUUAGGGGAUCUGAAAAGACAUGAGAGAAUGCACACAGGGGAGAAGCCUUACCACUGCUCCCAGUUUGGAAAGAGUUUCAACCAGUCAGGGGAGCUGAAACAGCAUGAGAGAAUUCACACAGGGGAGAAGCCUUACCACUGCUCCCAGUGUGGAAGGAGUUUUAACCAGAAAAACAACCUGAACCAACACGAGAAAAUACACAGAGGGGAGAUGCAUUACCACUCCUCCCAGGGUGUAAAGCCUUUGCCCAUUUAGGAAGCCUGAAAGAACAUGACACAGAGGAGAAGGCUUACAAAAGCUCAGACUUUGGGAAAACGUAUUACUCAUAACAUUUACUUAAACGUCAUUAGAGAAUCCACACAGGAGAGAGAAAUUACUUCUCUUAGCGUGUAUAUUGAUAUUUCACAUCUCAUUGACCUACAAUUCAUCAGAGAACAUACACAGUGCUCCCGUUAUCUUAUAUUGUUGCCUUAUAAUGUGUUUACCUGUUUUUACCAGAUGAAAUUGCUUCUUCCAAUUAUUGAUAAACAUGUACCUGUUAAGAAACUGACUGUUAGAUAUGUUAAGGCUCAGAAAGUAAUUCCCCUACCCAAGAGUGGUAAAGCGGCCUUUACUGGUUCUAACAGCAGACCUAUAAACUUGCUGCCAGCUCUAAGCAACAUGUUGGAAAUUGUGUUUGAACAAAUACAAUGCUAUUUCUCUGUAAAUAACUGAACAACAGACUUUCAACAUGUACUGCACUGACACAAAUGACUGAUGACUGGUUGAGAGAAAUUGAUAACAAGAAGAUUGUGGGAGCUCUAUUGUUAGAUUUCAGUGCAGCCUUUGAUAUUAUUGACCAUAACCUGUUGUUUAAGAAUGUCUGUGCUAUGGCUUUUCAACCUCAGCUCUGAAUCCACAUUAUGGCAAUCUAUCUACUAGAACUCAGUGGGUUUUAAUGGAAGCUUCUCUAAUGCCAAACAUAUAAAGUGUGAUGUACCGCAGGGCAGCUCUCUAGGCCCUCUACUCUUUUCUAUUUUUACCAAUAGCCUGCCACUGGCAUUAAACAAAGCAUGUGUGUCCAUGUAUGCUGAUGAUUCAACCAUAUAAGCAUCAGCAACCACAGCUAAUGAAGUCACUGAAACCCUUAACAAAGAGUUGCAAUCUGUUUUGGAAUGCGUGGCCAGUAAUAAACUGGUCCUGGACAUCUCUAAAACUAAGAGCAUUGUAUUUGGUACAAAUCAUUACUUAAGUUAUUGACCUCAGCUAAAUCUGGUAAUGAAUUGUGUGGCAGUUGAACAAGUUGAGGAGACUAAAUUACUUGGCAUUACCUUAGAUUGUAAACUGUCAUGGUCAAAACAUAUAGAUUCAAUGGUUGUAAAGAUAGGGAGAGGUCUAGCCAUAAUAAAGAGAUGCUCUGCUUUUUUGACACUACUCUCCACAAAGCAAGUUCUGCAGGCUCUAGUUUUGUCUAAUCUUGAUUAUUGUCCAGUCGUGUUGUCCAGUGCUGCAAGGAAAGACCUAGUAAAGCUGCAGCUGGCCCAAAACAGAGCGGCUGUCACGCCCUGGCCAUAGAGAAGCUUCUAUUCUCUAUUUUGGUUAGGCCAGGGUGUGACUAGGGUGGGCAUUCUAUGUUCCUUUUUCUGUGUUUUUGUAUUUCUUUGUUUUUGGCCGAGUGUGGUUCCCAAUCGGAGGCAGCUGUCUAUCGUUGUCUCUAAUUGUGAAUCAUACUUAGGCAGCCUUUUUCCGCCUGUGUUUUUUGGGUAGUUGUUUUCUGUAUAGUUGAUUUUGUCUUACAGAACUGUUCGUUCUUCUCUUUGUUAUUUUGUUUGUUUUUUGAUUAAAUAAAA